Manis javanica (Malayan pangolin) is the source of this 3531-nucleotide messenger RNA. The record is from RefSeq and is a predicted model, not a curated record. Lineage: Eukaryota; Metazoa; Chordata; Mammalia; Pholidota; Manidae.
UAAGCAAAUCUGUAGGUCUGUCUGUCCCAAAGCCCUCUAGCCGUAUUCCCCAACUCCCACUCUGACUCCGGCCCAGGCUCAUUACUGCUGUGGGAUCCCCAGAAAAUAGUGACCUCUCCAGAGGGGCAGGGGUGGCAGUGGGUGAGGUCCAGGACCACCAGCAAGUCACCCUCCAGCGGUCUGGGACACAGCACCCUUUGUUCUGGCCCCUCCCUGGCCCUCAGUCCCAGGAUCCCUUGGGCUGGAUUAGCUUUAGCCAGGGGAAAGCCACAGAAGCCCCUCCUGGAAUGUGGCCUGCGGGUGGGGGCAGCGGAGGAGUCGAUGAGUUGGGCUGGCAGGGUCUCUGCAAGGCAGGGCUAAGCCCCCUGCGCCAUUAGCCCCCUGAUCAGUGCUUGGGUGUGUGUGUCCUCCACCCGAGUGUGCAGGAGGGGGAGAGGCCUCGUCUCUGCAGCUCUGCUGGGUGGGCCUGGGACAGGGUGCCCCACUGCAGGGCCCAGCCUGGCCCAGUUGCUGCCCUGUCCCUUCUCUGCUCCCAGGCAAAAGCCUCUUAGAUGACGUGGGUGUGGGGCAACACACUAAGCCCUAGGCCUGGGGGGCCCUGGGGGAGCCAGCCAUGGUGGAGCCAGCAGCUGAUCUGCAAGCAAGCCUGGGAGACUUCCGCUGCGCACCCCCAUCAGGCUGGGCUUCACAGGGGAGCCUGUGGGCAGCCCCUCCCUGCAGGCCUCAGGAGAUGUGAGACUGGGCACGCAAACCCACCAGACAGUUCAGGUGAGUGUGCGGCGAGGGCCACCAGGGACCACCUCUUGUCCCAGUCCUCAAAUGGCUGCAGCCCUGGCAAAGACAGGCAGGAAAAGCCAGAACCUGGUGCUGGUUGGGGAGGGGCAGAGUCCCAGCUAUCAAUGCGGCCCUCGCAUUGCCUGAUGCCAGGAGGAAGAACCCAGGCUUGGAGGGGCUGCAGGAGGGAAGGAGGCUCCUGCCAUGGCUGUGGGCUGGACCAUCUUGCCUGUGGGGCCCACCCUCAUCUGUUUUGGGGCACAUGGGGCUGCUCUGUGAACCCCUGGCUGGAGCUUCAGGAGGGUCCUGAGGGGCAAGGAGUGCCCUCCAGAGGGCGUCUUCCUGAAGCCAAGACUCAGGUGGGAACGACUCUAUUAUUCUCCCUUCAUCCUCCACACACCUCUUGGAGGAGGGGAAAUUUGGCGGGAGACGGUGAGGUCCUGCCUCAGUUUCCCCCCUGGCUCCAUUUCCUGAGUAGGGUUCACGGUGGGUAGCUCCGUGCCUCAGUUUCCCCACGCUGGGUCUCCGUCCCCCUUUUUGACCUGAGCUACAGACCCUGGCCGCUCCUUCUUGCCCCGCUUCCCCCAGCAGAGGCAGCGGCGAUGGGCGCUGGCGGCCCCAGGCGGGGCGAGGGCCCCCCAGACGGCGGCUGGGGUUGGACGGUGCUGGGCGCCUGCUUCGUGGUCACCGGCUUCGCCUACGGCUUCCCCAAGGCUGUGAGCGUCUUCUUCCGCGCGCUUAUGCGCGACUUCGGUGCGGGCUACAGCGACACGGCCUGGGUGUCCUCCGUCAUGCUCGCCAUGCUCUACGGCACCGGUCAGCGCCCCCUGGCGGAUCCCUCCGCGUCUCCCAGGCCCAGGGCUGCGGGUCCAUCAGGGACCAGGGGAGCCCCUGAGCAUCGCGGGGGGCUGUGGAAGCGCUGGUGGAGAGGGCAGGAGGGCGGCAGCGGCCGCAGGUGGAGCUGCACCCAGGCGGUGACCCGGCAGGCUUGGCCAGCCGGCAGGGCCCCUCCAUUCUUGCCCCAAGUCCCACAGCCGCCGGUUGCAGGCCCGGUGUCCAGCAUCCUCGUGACUCGCUUUGGCUGUCGCCCUGUCAUGCUGGUGGGCGGACUGUUGGCGUCGGCGGGCAUGGUCCUCGCAUCCUUUGCCACCAGUCUCCUGGAGCUCUACCUGACCGCUGGGGUGCUCACUGGUGAGGGUGCCCACCGCCCUCCUGCCCUGCGGGGGUGGCGUGGGAGUCGGGAGGCCUUCUGUCCUCUGUUUCCCCAAGAGGGGCGGUCCUUGAAGUCCCACGGCUUAGUUCCCUGGGGUCCGCCCCUCCCUCCCGCUGGGGCUGGUGGGGGUGGGGGGGCGCCCUCGGGCAGCCCUGUACAGCGCCCCUCGCCUGCAGGCCUGGGCCUGGCCCUCAAUUUCCAGCCGUCGCUUAUCAUGCUGGGGCUGUACUUUGAGCGGCGGCGGCCUCUGGCCAACGGGCUGGCGGCGGCGGGCAGCCCCGUGUUCUUGUCGGCGCUGUCGCCGCUCGGCCAGCAGCUGCUCGAGAGCUUCGGCUGGCGCGGCGGCUUCCUGCUGCUCGGCGGCCUCCUGCUGCACUGCUGCGCGUGCGGCGCCGUCAUGCGGCCGCCCCCCGGGCCCAGCCGGCGGCCGCGCUGUGACAACGCGGGCGACGGUCCUGGGGAGCCGGAUGGCACCGAGCUGCGCCUGCGCGCGGCGCCCCCUGGCUGCCAGACCCGCCGGCGACGCCUGCUGGACGUGGCCGUGUGCGCCGACCGUGCCUUCGCCGUGUACGCUGUCACCAAAUUCCUGAUGGCGCUCGGGCUCUUCGUUCCCGCCAUCCUUUUGGUGAACUACGCCAAGGACUCCGGAGUGCCUGAUGCCGACGCCGCCUUCCUGCUGUCCAUCGUGGGCUUCGUAGACAUCGUGGCACGGCCGGCGUGUGGUGCUCUGGCCGGCCUGGCGUCCUUGAGACCACAUGUCGCCUACCUCUUCAGCCUGGCUCUGAUGGCCAACGGGCUCACGGACCUGAGCAGCGCUCACGCGCGCUCCUAUAGCGCCCUAGUCGCCUUCUGCGUCGCCUUUGGCCUCUCCUACGGCAUGGUGGGCGCGUUGCAGUUUGAGGUGCUCAUGGCGACCGUGGGUGCGCACCGCUUCCCCAGUGCACUGGGCCUGGUGCUGCUCAUUGAAGCCGUGGCUGUGCUCAUCGGACCACCCUCUGCCGGCCGCCUGGUGGACACACUGAAGAACUAUGAGAUCAUCUUCUACCUGGCCGGCUCUGAGGUGGCCCUGGCUGGGGUCUUCAUGGCUGUGGCCACAUGCUGCCUGCACCGCUCUCAGGAUGCCCCACCCAGCACGGGCACCGAGGAUGCCGAGGCCGAAGUGGAUGCCAAGGCCUUGCCCGCCAGCACCGAGGAGCCUGGCAGCCUUGAGUUUCUGGAGGAGCCAAGCCCUGAGGCUGAGCCUGCGGAGCACGAGGUGGAGGCAGAGGCACAGCUGCGCCCAGACUCUGUGCAGUGCGAGGGCCCUGGACAGGGCGGCCAGUGACUCGGGGAUGGGACUUCCCUCCCCAAAGCCCCGGCUGCCCCAAGAGGGCCUGGCACACUGCAGGCUGCCCUGGGGUGAUCACCUCUGGGCCCAGGAGGGGAGCUCCCUGCCUCAUCGGCCCAGUGCACCAUGGCCAGGCCCUGGCCUCACUCAGGAAAGCUGCUGUGUGUAGACGGGGUCUGGAUCUCUGAGAGUAAGUUCAUAAAGUUAAGCUGGAAGU